Silurus meridionalis is the source of this 3783-nucleotide messenger RNA. It is a transcript of the gene abcb6a, whose product is annotated as ATP-binding cassette, sub-family B (MDR/TAP), member 6a. Gene Ontology annotation, molecular function: ATP binding; heme binding; ATP hydrolysis activity. The transcript has 20 exons. Gene Ontology annotation, biological process: heme transport; transmembrane transport. Bases 147 to 2705 code for a protein of 852 amino acids. NCBI's taxonomy places the organism in Eukaryota, Metazoa, Chordata, Actinopteri, Siluriformes, Siluridae. The record is from RefSeq and is a predicted model, not a curated record. Gene Ontology annotation, cellular component: membrane.
ACGUUUACUUCCGGUAUGGUGUGGGUAUGGAGCGGAGGGCGGAGUGAGACGGUUUAGAGCGCAGACAGAGGACGUGCGGCUCAAGCUGUUCUCGAGGACAUUUUGCUUGAUAAGGACCUGGAUUUCUGAGCUAUAUAGAAGGAAGAAUGGUGGAACUCAGGAGCUACUGCGAACCGGGUGUGUCUAUGCACCAAGUCUGGACUGACAAUGGAUUCACGCCAUGCUUCUUCUUCACACUUGUCCCGUCUGUCCUCGUUACGCUCGCCAUACUCCUCGGCACUCUACAUUGCACAUGCUACACUCGCUACGGCACCAACAUGGAGUCCCGGUUUGUCCCACGUUCUCAGCUUUACAAACUGCAGCUGGUACUUUCGGUUCUUCUUGGCCUCCAAGGACCGGUCUGGAUGAUUGUCCACAUGGUCCGUGACUCAUCUGUGCCUGGGUACGUGGUGCUCUGUGGAUGUCUCUAUGCCCUGGCGUGGGCCUGGGCGACGGCGCUGCUAAGAGUGGAGAGGAAGAGGAUUCUUGUGAUGGACAGUACGUCGGGACACAGUGCCGUCCUGCUGCUGUACUGGACGAUGGCGUUUGUAGCUGAGAACCUGGCAUUUGUAUCAUGGGAAAGCCCCAGGUGGUGGUGGGGGUUUGAGAACUCAGAGCAGCUGGUGGAAUUUGCAUUCUGGCUGUUUCGUUAUAUCUGCUCUGGGGCGUUGUUCUUCAUGGGCCUCAGAGCUCCAGGGCUGCCCAGAAGACCCUAUUCAUUCCUCAUUAACGAGGACGAGCGUGAUGUGGAAAAUGGCGGACAGCCCCUGCUAGGCGGCGCAGGACAGAACCAGUCGGCGUGGACUGACUUCAGAAGGAAGGUGCGUCUCCUGCUGCCGUACAUGUGGCCGAGGGGCAACGUCCUCCUCCAGUUCCUCGUCAUCCUGUGUCUCGGGCUCCUGGGAGCUGAACGUGCCAUAAACGUCUUCGUACCCAUCUACUAUAAAAACAUAGUAAACGAGCUGACAGGAGGAAGUCCCUGGAAGACCUUGGCCACCACUGUGUGCAUCUAUGUCCUGCUGAAGUUCUUGCAGGGAGGUGGUGCAGGUUCCUCAGGCUUCGUCAGCAACAUGCGCUCGUUCCUGUGGAUCCGCGUGCAGCAGUACACUGGGCGCGUGGUGCAGGUUCGCCUCUUCGCCCACUUACACUCGCUGUCUCUGCGCUGGCACUUGCAGCGGCGCACCGGAGAAGUCCUGCGCAGCAUCGACCGUGGGACCUCCUCCAUCGACAGUCUGCUCAGCUACAUCGUGUUCAGCAUCUUCCCCACAAUCGCCGACAUCAUCAUCGCCAUUAUCUACUUCACCUCCAACUUCAACGCCUGGUUUGGUCUAAUCAUCUUCAUCUGCAUGGCGCUCUACCUCACUCUUACCAUCAUAAUAACCGAAUGGAGGACGAAGUACAGGCGAGAAAUGAACACCCAGGACAACAACGCCAAGGCCAAAGCCGUGGACUCCCUGCUGAACUUCGAGACGGUGAAAUACUACAACGCGGAGGAUUACGAAGUGGGACGCUUUGAGGAAGCCAUCGCGAAGUACCAGUCGUUAGAGUGGCUCACCAACGCGUCUCUGGCUCUGCUGAAUCAGACCCAGAAUCUGAUCAUCGGCUUAGGUCUGCUGGCUGGCUCGCUGCUCUGCGCCUACUUUGUCACCGAGGGCAAGUUUCAGGUUGGAGAUUAUAUUCUGUUCGGCACAUAUAUCAUCCAGCUCUAUACACCUCUGAACUGGUUUGGUACAUACUACAGGGUCAUCCAGAAGUCUUUCAUUGACAUGGAGAGCAUGUUCAAGCUGUUUGAUGAAGAAGAGGAGGUGAAGGACGUUGUGAAUGCUGGAACCCUGGAGUAUAAACAGGGAAAGAUUGAGUUUGAAAAUGUUUCCUUCAGCUAUGUGGAAGGGAAACAGAUUCUGAAGGAUGUCUCCUUUGUGGUCCUGCCCGGCCAAACUGUAGCACUUGUGGGUCAGUCAGGCUCGGGGAAGAGCACCAUCAUCCGCCUCCUCUUUCGUUUCUACGAUGUUCAGGGCGGCUGUAUCCGCAUCGACGGCCAGGACGUUUCCAAGGUAAAGCAGGCCUCACUGCGUUCCCACAUCGGAGUGGUCCCUCAGGACACCGUCCUCUUCAACGUUAACAUCCGUGAGAACAUCCGUUACGGCCGGAUCUCAGCCUCCGACGAGGAAGUAGAGGACGCCGCCAUCGCUGCCGACAUCCACGACAAAAUUCUCGCCUUCUCCGAUGGUUACAACACUCAAGUGGGUGAGAGGGGUCUGAAGCUGAGCGGAGGGGAGAAGCAGAGGGUGGCCAUCGCUCGCACCAUCCUCAAAGCUCCUCAGAUCAUCUUACUUGACGAGGCCACUUCAGCCCUGGACACGCAGACAGAGCGCAACAUUCAGGCCUCGCUGGCGAAAGUGUGUGCCAACAGAACCACUGUGGUAGUGGCCCACAGGUUGUCAACCAUUAUCGGCGCCGAUCAGAUCCUCGUCGUCCGGGAUGGACAGAUCGCUGAGAGAGGGAGUCACGAGGAGCUUUUGGCUAAAGGAGGACUCUAUGCUGACAUGUGGCUGAAACAGCAGCAGGCCUUGGACUCGGACUCCGCCUCCGACACCGAAACCAAAGACAGACUUCCUGAGAAACUCCAACCCCCGCCAUCCUCUGCAAGACAAGGGCAUCACUGAGAGCCCAACACUAUAUACCAAAGAGGGGGAUUGUGGGUAAUUUAAGCUUUUUGUUACGUUUCGGUAGAAAAGAUAAGCAUUAAGCAAGUCUACGCUGUUUAAAUAGAACAUAUAGACAUCAUGUCACCCUCUGCUACUAAAACGGCGUAGGCACAACACACUCAAACACACUUAGUAUUAGAACAUACACGUUCUUCACUACACGAGGCUGCACGAUUUCUGUUCUGCAAUCAUUCAAAUCUCCUAAUACCCAAUCUGAUCUGUGCCUUAAAGCGCCCAAUAUUUCCAAUCUAAUUUCCAGUCCAACCUGGAAAUCAAAUGAUAAAUAAUGGAGUACAAACCAUAGCAACAUAUUCAGGGUUUAGAUGAAUGUCGAAAGAUUUGUUUGUGCACCGUAUGGCAUCAUAAGAAGAGGACGUGUGUGUCCAUUUCCUGUCCCUUUCUUUCUGCAUUUAAAAGCCAUAAUGAUCAAAACAUUGGAUGAAGCCACUGAUGGAUUAUGCGUUGAUAUUUGAUCGUUUUUUUUUUUUACAUUCGGGUUCUUCAAGAGUCCUAAAAAUAUUUUGAGCCAAUGAUCAACAUCCAAGUACCGAACAGCAUACUUUCUUUUCUCUUUUUUCCAUCCUGCUAUACUGCUUGGCUCAAGUUAUUCAGUAUAAUUAAUGCUUAUAUUAAUACAAUAUUAUAAUUUAGAUACAUAAAUACUUACGAGCGCCAACAUUCUCAGCCUUGUCGGGUUAGAGAAGUGUUUAUUGUGUGGGUAUUAGAACGUUAGGGCAUUUUAUUUCCUUAUAUAUUUUAAACUCUGACUUUAUUUCCUAAUUAUGUUUAAACACUGAAGAAUAUAUAUUUUUUGUUUUUAUUAUUUUGAAACUAAAUUGUUCUUUGUGAUUUUUUUCCCUCAUGUUACAUUAUUAACUCAUCACUAGUAAAUGAUUAUUUUCAAUCUGUACAUAUUAUUUAAAUCUGUAUAUAUUUUUAUAUAAUCACAUAAACACUGAAGUGUUUAGGGAUUAAGUGAAAUACAGGACAUGAAUAUCACUGACAUUGUUUUAAAUAAAAUACUGGUGGGGGUUUU